AUGAUGUUUAAGGGUAAAAGAUUCUCAACUGAACUUCUUUUUCAGGAGAGUAAAUUGUUAUCUGUAGAACAAUUGUACACUAGGGCUGUGAUAAGAUUCAUGUUAACCAAUAGCUGCUACAGAAAUAAAUUAUCAACUAACCACAAUAUUCGUAGUGCUGCAAAUCAGAACUUGGCAUUGUCCUUUGUCAGACUUUCUGCAACGCAGAGACAUAUCAGCUACACGGGUCCCACAGUGUACAAUGCCCUCCCUGUUCUUAUUAAAGGUGGACCAUUUAAAAAAGUAAAGCAUCUGGUCAAUCAAUGGAUUAUAGAGAGUAAUUUUUCCUUGAAUUUCUAA
Molecule: messenger RNA, 339 nt
Organism: Ceutorhynchus assimilis (cabbage seed weevil)
Lineage: Eukaryota; Metazoa; Arthropoda; Insecta; Coleoptera; Curculionidae
Source: the annotation of a GenBank genome assembly